Molecule: messenger RNA, 891 nt
Organism: Prunus armeniaca (apricot)
Lineage: Eukaryota; Viridiplantae; Streptophyta; Magnoliopsida; Rosales; Rosaceae
Source: the annotation of a GenBank genome assembly
AUGGGUGCAUCCAAUAAAGAGUCCAGACGGUUUAAUGAGGAUUCCAUGGAAGAGGAUGAUUUGGAAGAUGUGUCUGAGCCAGAAUCCGAACCAGAAUCAGAAUCUGAAGAUGAGGAAGAUGUGAAAUUGACUGAACCAUCAAAGAAAGCCAUAUUCAACAGAGAUGGUCUCCUUGAUAAACUUGGAGAUAUUAGCUGGCCGGAGAAUGCUGGAUGGGUGCACAAACUUUCUGUUGAUAUUGAUCAAGAGCAACAGGUGGACGUGAAUGAUGACCUAACUCGGGAGCUCGCAUUUUAUACCCAGGCUCUAGAGGGAACAAGAAAGGCAUUCGAGAAGCUUCAGUCAAUGGGGCUUCCUUUUCUCAGGCCUGAGGACUACUAUGCGGAAAUGGUGAAGACAGAUUCCCACAUGGAGAGAGUGAAAAGCCGGCUUUUGGUAGAGAAGAAGAAGAUUGAGGAAGCCGAUGAGAGAAGGAAAGCUAGAGAGGCCAAGAAAUUAUCUAAAGAGAUUCAGGCUCAGAAGUUGAAAGAGAGAGCUAAGCAGAAGAAGGAGGACAUAGAGUCUGUGAAGAAGUGGAGGAAGCAGAGGCAGCAGAGUGGGUUUGCUGGGGGUGACAAAGGCAGUGAGUUGGAUUUGGCAUUCGAAGAUGGGAAACCAUUUGAGAAGUCAAGUAAUAAGAGGCCAGGUGUAGCUCCAGGAGAUCGGUCGGGAGGGAAGGCAAGACAAGGUGUGAAGGUGGGAAAGAAACCGAAGAAGAGGGAUAUCAAGGAUUCCAAGUUUGGAUAUGGAGGGAGGAAAGGUUCCAAGAAGCAAAAUAUGGCUGAAACCACCAAUGAUUUGAGAGGCUUCAAUAAAGAUUCUCUCUCAGGAAAUAAGAAAAGGAAGAGGUGA